GAGGAGGAGGGACAGAGGAGGAAGGGCAGCACCAGGAUUUGCUUCCCAGCGCCGGGGGAGAGGCUGCGGAGAUGGAAUUCCCUCCUGCCCGCUCCUCCGGACUGCCCGGCCCGUGGGGAGGGACUGAAAAGCGGCAGGAAAAGAGCCUGGAACGGUAAAAAAGAUGCGGCUGUUCCCCCGCCGUGGAGAGGGACGGGAUGGAGAGCCGGGGAAAAAAACGCUGGUUUAUGGGAAUCCGGAGAGUGUCUGGCGUGGAAUUCCCCGGGAGAGCGGCCCUGGAGCUGAGCAAGAUGUUCUCAAACAACGAUGAGGCCGUGAUCAACAAAAAACUGCCCAAGGAGCUGCUGCUGAGAAUUUUCUCCUUCCUGGAUGUGGUCACUCUGUGUCGCUGUGCUCAAGUUUCCAGGGCAUGGAAUGUUCUGGCCCUGGAUGGCAGUAACUGGCAGCGAAUUGACCUGUUUGAUUUCCAGAGGGACAUUGAGGGCCGGGUGGUCGAGAACAUUUCCAAGAGAUGUGGGGGAUUCCUGCGGAAGCUGAGCCUGAGGGGCUGCCAGGGAGUGGGGGACAACGCCUUAAGGACCUUCGCCCAGAACUGCAGGAACAUCGAAGUGCUGAACCUCAAUGGUUGCACCAAGAUCACGGACGCCACCUGCACGAGCCUCAGCAAGUUCUGCUCCAAACUCAGGCACCUGGACUUGGCCUCCUGCACCUCCAUCACCAACCUGUCCCUGAAAGCACUGAGCGAGGGAUGCCCGCUGCUGGAACAGCUCAUCAUCUCCUGGUGCGACCAAGUGACCAAGGACGGGAUCCAGGCCCUGGUCAGGGGCUGUGGGGGGCUCAAAGCCCUGUCCCUGAAGGGCUGCACCCAGCUCGAGGAUGAGGCCCUGAAGUUCAUCGGUGCUCACUGCCCCGAGCUGGUGACGUUAAACCUUCAAACCUGCUUGCAAAUCACGGACGAUGGGCUGAUCACCAUCUGCAGGGGCUGCCACAAGCUGCAGUCCCUGUGUGCCUCUGGCUGCUCCAACAUCACCGACGCCAUCCUCAACGCCCUGGGGCAGAACUGCCCUCGCCUCAGAAUAUUGGAGGUGGCGAGGUGUUCCCAGCUGACCGACGUGGGCUUCACCACCCUGGCCAGGAACUGCCAUGAGCUUGAAAAAAUGGACCUGGAAGAAUGUGUCCAGAUAACAGACAGCACCCUAAUCCAGCUUUCCAUACACUGUCCACGGCUCCAGGUCCUGAGUUUAUCCCACUGUGAGCUGAUCACGGACGACGGGAUCCGGCACCUCGGGAACGGCGCCUGCGCCCACGACCGGCUGGAGGUGAUCGAGCUGGACAACUGUCCCCUCAUCACUGAUGCCUCCCUGGAGCACCUCAAGAGCUGCCACAGCCUGGAGAGGAUAGAGCUGUACGACUGCCAGCAGAUCACCCGCGCAGGGAUCAAGAGACUCAGGACCCACCUUCCCAACAUCAAGGUCCACGCCUACUUCGCCCCGGUGACCCCCCCGCCCUCGGUGGGCGGGAGCCGACAGCGCUUCUGCAGAUGCUGCAUCAUCCUAUGACGCUGGAAACGGCUCUUCCCGGCAAAACUGAGGCUGGAAUUGCGCCCGUGGCGUUCCAGGAGGGGGGACACUCACACACACACACACCAGGACCUUGGAGCGGGGCUGGGGGUGCCCCGGAGCCCCUUCCCCAGCCCUGCCCGCGAUCCCACCCGGGAGCUGCUGCGGCUGGGACGGCUUUUCCGGCUUUUCCGCAGGUGGAUCGGGGCGAUCCCGGCCCUGAACCCCCCUCCCGACCCAGACUGACUGAUGCUGCUGGUGGGGGCUGGAAUAGGAACCGGAAUCCUUGGAAGAAGUGGGGGCUGGGGGAGAGGAGAGGGACUGGCUUUGAUCCCGCAGCCGUCGCCCAGGAGGGGGGAAAAACCAAAACCCAACAAACCUGAAAAUCCCGACAAGUUCUAACGUCCCGUUUUUCAGCGAGGGGGAUGAAGGAGCAGCAGCUGAGCCGGGAUUCCCUCUGGGAGCCAGGGUUUCCUUGGAACCCAGGAUUCACCUGGGAGCCAGGAAUUCCCCCGUGCUUCCCACGGGAAGGUCCCGUGUCUCUCCCAUACCCACGCUGUCCAGCUCAGAGGCUUUCCCAGGUGGUUGUGGUAGACCUUGGAAUCUGUGAUGUCGGAUUUUUGUUGCCCUUCCCCACGUCCUCCUUUUUUCCUCUUUGUUUUUCUUUUUUUUUUUUUUUUCUUUUUUUAUCUUUCACCAGGUUUUUAAUUCAGUCAUUUCUUGACAUCUCCCAGCCCAAAGGGACAAAUCCCUUAAUUUCGGUUUUAAAAAAGAGACUUUUUUUUUUUUUUUUUUUUUCCCCUCAGGAGAAGCCUGAGCCUGUUGGGAAGGUUUUCAAGGAGCAGGUUGAGCUACACCCCAGGCUGGGCUCUCGUGGGAUUUCUUGGCCUGUUUGAGCAGGGUUUGGGUGUCCAAAUUUUAUUCAGAUUUCAGGUUUUAUCCCAGUGACAAGGAUAUAAUUCCCAAUAUAGGGAAUAAUAUAUAUAUUUAUAUAUAAUUCUCAAUACAGGGAUUAAGUUCUA
Myiozetetes cayanensis is the source of this 2581-nucleotide messenger RNA. It is a transcript of the gene FBXL20, whose product is annotated as F-box and leucine rich repeat protein 20. Bases 198 to 1559 code for a protein of 453 amino acids. The transcript is spliced from 15 exons. The record is from RefSeq and is a predicted model, not a curated record. Lineage: Eukaryota; Metazoa; Chordata; Aves; Passeriformes; Tyrannidae. Gene Ontology annotation, biological process: SCF-dependent proteasomal ubiquitin-dependent protein catabolic process. Gene Ontology annotation, cellular component: SCF ubiquitin ligase complex. Gene Ontology annotation, molecular function: protein binding.